Molecule: messenger RNA, 435 nt
Organism: Dovyalis caffra
Lineage: Eukaryota; Viridiplantae; Streptophyta; Magnoliopsida; Malpighiales; Salicaceae
Source: the annotation of a GenBank genome assembly
AUGUCCGCACGGCAAGCAGCGAGCUCAGGAUCGGACAGCGAUCCGCGAAAUGCGAAUGUCGAUGAGAGAAAAAGGAAGAGGAUGAUAUCCAACAGGGAAUCCGCGAGGCGGUCGAGGAUGAGGAAGCAGAAACAAAUGGAAGAUUUGGUCAAUGAAGUGAGCAAACUGCAGAACGAGAACAAUCACUUGAUGCAGGGUAUCGAUGUUGCCCAACAACGCUACAUGGAGAUAGAAUCAGCCAACAAUGUGUUGAGGGCUCAGGCUGUGGAAUUGACUGAGAGGCUGCGGUCGUUGAACUCUGUGCUGCAGAUUGUGGAGGAUGUUAGUGGACUCGCCAUGGAGAUACCAGAAAUACCUGAUCCUUUGUUGAAGCCGUGGCUACUCCCGUGUUCAGUACAGCCUGUUAUGGCAUCUGCUGAUAUGUUUCAGUAUUAA